AGCUUUCAAACAUUAAAUAUCUGAAAAUUGAAAUCCUCCCAUAUAUUUAUCAUCAAGCCAAAAGAUACAGCAAACAUAUUUUAUAUUAGCUUAACUUUAAUUUUAGAAGCUGAUCAUAAUCUAAAUCUUGUCCAUGUUGUCUCUAAGUUAUCCCACCUUCUUAUACAUACUUUUUAUCUGUUCUCCUAUGACUAUUUAUAGCAUGCUUGCUUGCUUAGAAGAUGGUUCUGUGAUUUUUGAUACUAAUAACAGUAUUCUGAUAUCACCAGGUGAAGUUUUUGAACUUGGGUUCUUCAAUCUUGAUAAAAGCUUCAGUAAAAACAGGUAUCUGGGCAUAUGGUAUUACAAGUCUAAUCCAAAGAUAGUUGUAUGGGUUGCUAAUAGAGAUAAGCCUCUGGAAUCCAUUGGAAAACUUGUCGUAAAAGACGGUAUAGCUGAGGUGUUGGGUACUAAUGGUUCGUCUUAUUGGAAAACUGAUCCUGUUGUAUCUGUGAAUUCAACAAAACUUUGUUUGAGUGAUCCUGGAAACUUGAUUUUAUAUAGAAAUCUAGGAACUCGAAUAAUUUGGCAAAGUUUUGAUCACCCAACUGACACAUUUCUUCCAGGGAUGACGAUUAAUGGGAGCUUAAAUCUUACUUCAUGGUCAAAUCCCAGCAAUCCUGCAUCAGGGCCUGCUCGCUUUCUGCUACAACCAGGAAACAAUGGUAGAAUGUUCAUAAACGAAGACCGUUAUAGAAAAUAUUGGGACAGCCGAGCUGAUCCAUCUGCACAAAUUCCACCUGCUUUAUCUAAAUUAUUGAAUGCUGUGAAUGGAAAAAGCUCUCUUCCAAACAACACAAGAUUAGUGAUGAACUUCACUGUCCAAUCUGGACAGAUUCAGUUUUGGAAGCGUGGUUUUGAUGAAAGUUGGUUGCUUGAUUGGGUUGAGCCAAAGGAUAGGUGUAGUUUUGAUGCUGUGUGUGGAAACUUUGGAAGCUGCAAUAAUAAUAGUGGGUUGCCUUGUAAGUGUCUGCCAGGAUUUAAGCCUAGUUCAUUAAUGGACUGGAAUUUGGGAUGUUUUUCUGGUGGGUGUGUGUCAGAAUCAGGAGCUCCUGCUGAGAGACAUGAUAGUAAUACGGAUACAUUCAUGAGAUUGCCUAUGAUGAAAGUGGGAGGAUUAGACUGUAGUACAUCUAUAGAAGAAGAUGCACUCACAGAAGAGGAUUGUAAGCAUCAAUGCCUUUUCGAGAUUACUUGUGUGGCUUACUCUUAUGGUACUGCUAAUUGCAAUGGAACUCACAGUCCUACAGAGAAGAGGUGCUUAACAUGGUCUGGUCUAGGGGGCUUACAAGAGGAGUAUUCUCAAGGGAUUACCAUCUUCGUCCGCACUCCAUCUUCAAACAUAGAAUCAUCAUCAAGACACUGCAAGCCUUGUGGAGCUUAUGCAAUUACUUACCCCCUUAGUACAAAUGGAACAAAUUGUGGAGAUUCCUCAUACAGAAAUCUUCACUGCAAUUCAGAGACAGGGCAGGUUAACUUCUCAAGUGGCACAAGGACUUUCAGAGUUACAUUAAUCAAUCCAAAUAACUUUACCAUCCAAGUCAUGCAGGCCAAUAGUUGUCACAGUGAAUAUUUAAACUCAUUUGUUUUGUCACCCAACAGUCACUUGCCAUUCUAUAUCAAAAAUUGCACCAUUUUUAAGGAUAAUCCUUUUAUUCAACUAGGACAGCCUUUUAUAGAAGUUGACAUAGGUUGGCAACCACCACCAGAACCCAGUUGCAGUACAAUUUCAGACUGUUUUUCUUGGCCUGAAACUUCUUGCAAAGCUACUAAAGGAGGUGAAAGGAGGUGCAUGUGUAGAUCAAAUUUUCAUUGGGAUGGCUCAAAUUUGAAUUGUGUCAGAGUGCCUUCCCAUCUCAAGGUUGUAUUUGCAUGCAUAGCUGCUGUGCUAGCAGUUAUUCUUCUUCUAUUUGGCGCAUUCCUUAUUUGUCAAAAGCGUAAGAGGAGGAUUGCUGAGAAGAAAGGCUCUAUUAACUUCAGGGAAGAUGAAACUGAAGGUUUAGAUAUCCCAUUUUUCAGCUGGGGAAGCAUACUUGCUGCUACGAACAUUUUUGCAGAUGAAAAUAAGCUUGGAACAGGAGGAUUUGGUUCCGUGUACAGGGGAAAGCUCCCAGAUGGAAGGGACAUUGCUGUGAAAAGGUUAUCAACUGUGUCAAAUCAAGGUGUUGCAGAAUUUAGGACUGAGGUUGUAUUGAUUGCCAAACUCCAGCAUCGUAACCUUGUAAGACUUCUAGGAUAUUGUGUGAAAUCCGAUGAGAACAUUUUAGUCUACGAAUACAUGCCUAAUGGAAGCCUGGACUCAUGUUUAUUUGAUCAAACUUUUUCUGUCUACUUGGACUGGGGGAAGCGUUUUGACAUCAUCUUCGGAAUAGCUAGAGGCCUUGUUUAUCUUCACCAAGACUCGAGGCUUAGAGUUGUUCAUCGUGACCUGAAACCAAGCAACAUUUUACUUGAUGAGGAUCUCAAUCCAAAAAUUUCGGACUUUGGUAUAGCAAGGAUUGUUGGAGGGAAAGAAGCAGAGGCAACUACAAGCAAAGUUGUUGGAACUUAUGGUUAUAUGUCUCCUGAGUAUGCAUGUGAAGGAUUCUUUUCUUUCAAGUCGGAUGUUUUCAGCUUUGGUGUGGUUGUAUUGGAGACUAUAAGUGGUAGAAGGAAUUCAAGAUCAACAAUGCUUGAGCUGGGUUUGGGUCUAAUUGGUCAUGCAUGGAGAUUAUGGAAUGAAGACAGAGCAUUAGAACUCAUAGACCCAUCACUUAAAGAAUCAUGUAACCACACUGAAGUCUUGAAGUGUAUCCAUGUUGGAUUGCUUUGUGUGCAAGAUGAACCUGCUGAUCGUCCAUCUAUGUCAACUGUAAUCCUCAUGCUGAGCAGCGAAAGUACUGCAUAUCAUUUACUUCCGAAAAAACCAGUUUUCUUUUCGAGGAGUUCGUCUGAGACUGCUGCCUCAACUUCCAGUCUAGGAGGUUCCAGCUUCUUUAGUAAUUUGAUCACUGUAUCGACUGUAGGCCGAUACUUGAACUUUUCGUUAAGUUGGUUUAUUGACAAGAACCACAUGGCACAGCAGUCCGAAUUCAGAGAAAAGAAUAAAGUUGAGGUUUCUGUACCAAAUAGCAGGAUUUCUUGCAAUUGUUGUAGCUGCAGGCUGAAGCCAAAGUAUCAAAGGUUUUCUGGUGGAUACUUUUUCAUUCUUAGUAGCUCCAUGAUGUGCCUAUGUUAUACCAUUUUCUUCUUGGUGCUAUUCGUAACUAUACUUCAAUGUUUGGUAGAAGUUUCUGCUGUUACUGACUGCUUGGAAGAAGCUUCUAAUGACAAUUCACUAAAAUCUCCUGGUGGAGUGUUUCAGUUUGGGUAUUUCACCCCAGAUGAGAAGAUCAAAAACAGUAUAUACUGGGGCAUAUGGUAUUGUAAUCAGUCCGAACCCAAGAUAGUUGUGUGGGUUGCUAAUAGAGAGAAACCUCUAAGGGACUCUAAUGGCUCCCUUGUAGUUAAAGAUGGUCAUGCCAUGAUUUUGGAUGGAAAAGGUUCUACUUAUUGGUCAACCAUGGGGUCUAAGAACUCGAACAAGACCACUCCCAAUGAGCCCUUUCAUAAUAGAGCUCAUCCGAUAUCUAAUGGAACUGUUGGAUCAAGACUGUGUCUGCGUGAUAGUGGAAACUUAGUUUUGUAUGAUAGACCAGACUCGAGAGGAGGAAAUCCAAUCUUGUGGCAAAGCUUCGAGCACCUAACUGACACAUUUCUCUCGGGGAUGAGUACAUAUGGAUUGUUAGAUCUUUCAUUCAACUUAAAUUUAACAUCUUGGUUGAACCAUAACAAUCCUGCAAAAGGAUAUUUUACAUUUAGGCAACAAGUUGGGUUGAUAAAUGGAUGGGAAGUUGUCAAAAGUGGACAUUCGUAUUGGCAAAGCAUAACAACCCAAUUUGACAAGAAUACAUUAGCAUUAUCUGGGUUGUUGUUCGAUAAAACUUCCAAUUCCUCGCUUCAAAAUCAUGCACGGCUAGUGAUGAACUCCACAGGGCAGAUUCAGUUUUGGAUACAGGAAAGUGAUUUAGGCUGGUCUUUGAAAUGGUCAGUACCAAAGGAUAGGUGUAGUUUGCAUAAUAUAUGUCCAAAUUUUGGCAGUUGCAAUAGUAAAACUGAUUUGUGCCAGUGUUUGCCUGGUUUUAAGGAACAGUACAAAGGGUGUUCUCCGAUAUCUGGACUUCCAAAUACUAGGAAUGAUAGCUUGAACGACAUUUUCUUGAAAUUGCCUAUGAUUGUUGUGGGAAACUCGACCUGUUCUGUAUCUACCGAAGAAAACUGUACUGCUAGUUGUAUUAAUGAUCCGAAUUGUGUAGCUUACGCCUAUGGUUUUGAUUGUUCGGGAUCAAGAAAUGCAAGCGAAAAGAGAUGUUUAGUAUGGAGUAACGAACUUACUAACUUGCAGAUGGAUUCUCCAGAUGGAAUUACAGUUUUUGUUCGCACAACGCGUUAUGAUAUAGAUCCAACUUCGAGAGGAUGCGAUCCUUGUGGAGCUUUCAUCAUUCCUUAUCCCCUAAGCACAGGGAAAAAUUGUGGAGAUCCAUCUUACUUUAAGUUUCACUGCAACGCAGAAACAGGCCAAGUUUACUUCUCAGCUAAAAGUAAUUACUUUAAUGUCACCUUAAUAGAUACAAACACACAAGAGUUUACCAUUCAAAUCAUGCACAAUAGUUGUGACAUGGCAUACAUAUACUUGAAAAACUCCUCACCAUUUAUUUUGAAGACUUGCAAAGUUGUUAAGGACCAACCUCUUAUUCAGGCUGUCGAGCCUUUUAUCGAGAUUGACAUAGCCUGGCAAACGCCGCAAGGACCUACUUGUAGUUCAUCCUCCGAUUGUAACCGCUGGCCCCACACCACUUGCAAAGCUAGUGAUGAUGGUCAGCAUAGGUGCAUUUGUAGAUCAAUGUUUCGUUGGAAUGGGUCGAAGCUCGAAUGUACUAGAGAAGUGCUUUUUCCUCUCAAGGUUGUGCUUCCUUGUGUUGCUGUUGCAUUAGCAAUAAUUCUUGUGUGUAGCGCAUUCUUUGUGUAUCGUAAAAGGAAAAGAAGAAUGGGUACAGGAGAUGGUUUACUGGAAUUCAACAGAGAUGAUACUGAAGGCAUAGAUGUGCCUUUUUUGGACUGGGAAAAUGUAAUAUAUGCUACAAACAACUUUGCAGAUGCAAAUAAGCUCGGAACUGGAGGAUUUGGUUCUGUAUACAAGGGAAAGCUUGCAGAUGGGCAGGAAAUAGCUGUGAAAAGGCUAUCAAAUGUAUCAGCACAAGGUGUCGAAGAAUUUAGGACCGAGGUCAAGUUAAUUGCCAAGCUUCAGCAUCGCAACCUUGUAAAACUUAUCGGGUAUUGCAUGAAAGCAGACGAGAAGAUUUUGAUCUAUGAACACAUGGUUAAUGGAAGCCUAGACUCUUGUUUAUUUGAUGAACAACAAUUGGUCAUAUUGGAUUGGAAGAAGCGUUUUGACAUCAUUGUGGGAAUCGCUCGAGGCCUUCUUUAUCUUCACCAAGACUCAAGGCUCAGAAUUAUUCAUCGAGAUCUAAAGCCAAGCAACAUUUUACUUGAUAUUGAUCUCAUUCCGAAAAUUUCAGACUUUGGCAUAGCAAAGAUUGUAGGAGGAAAAGAAACUGAAGCAAGCACUUGUAGAAUAGUCGGAACAUACGGUUACAUGUCUCCUGAGUAUGCAUCUGACGGAAUAUUUUCAGUUAAGUCUGAUGUUUUUAGCUAUGGUGUGGUCAUAUUGGAGACUAUAAGUGGUAGAAGAAAUUCUAGGAUCUUUAUGCUUGAGCAUGGUCUUAGUCUGCUAGGACAUGCCUGGAAAUUGUGGAACGAGAAAAAAGGAUUGGAAUUGAUGGACACAAAACUGAAGGAAUCUUGCAUAACAUCAGAAGUUGUGAAGUGCCUUCAUAUUGGGUUGUUGUGCGUACAAGAGGACCCAAGUGAUCGCCCCUCGAUGUCGACCAUAGUUCAUAUGCUGAGCGGUGAAAAUGUGAGUCUUCCGCUUGCUAAGCAACCAGCAUUCAUGAAUAGGAAGCCAUUACCUGAGAUUGCUUCUUCUUCCAGUGGACUGGAUUCUUGUGUGCAGGAAAUUCUGACAGUAUCUACAUUAGGCCGUUAAUAAAUCACAUUUUUCUCGUGUUGAAUGUUAACAAUUACUCCCUCUGUUUUCUCAUGUUGUAACUAUAAUGUAUUAUCGAUAAAUGUUUUUUAACUAUUAAAAUGUGCAACUAACAUCAA
Molecule: messenger RNA, 6282 nt
Organism: Amaranthus tricolor (Joseph's coat)
Lineage: Eukaryota; Viridiplantae; Streptophyta; Magnoliopsida; Caryophyllales; Amaranthaceae
Exons: 19
Coding region: 134-6163 (2009 amino acids)
Biological process (GO): recognition of pollen; protein phosphorylation
Molecular function (GO): protein kinase activity; ATP binding
Source: RefSeq, a predicted model, not a curated record